Molecule: messenger RNA, 288 nt
Organism: Staurois parvus
Lineage: Eukaryota; Metazoa; Chordata; Amphibia; Anura; Ranidae
Source: the annotation of a GenBank genome assembly
UCAUGGGGCCCCCGGGCAAUAGGGCAUCAUGGGGCCCGUGUCCUUGCCCAAACUCAAAAAAGCCUAUGAAAAAGGUACCAGGGGCAUCUCAUGGGCCCCCCUACUGACCCCGGGCCCUCGGGCAGUGCCCGAGUUUCCAAAUGGUCAGUCCGCCCCUGUUUGUGAGUAUAAUUUAUGAUGAAUAAUCUAAUCCUUUCAUGCUGCUAUGAAUAUGAAUCAAAACCGUGUACUCAACCAAACAAGGAAACAAAAAUAUGAUUCUACAUACACUAGGUUGCCAAAGUAUUG